Molecule: messenger RNA, 2967 nt
Organism: Anastrepha ludens (Mexican fruit fly)
Lineage: Eukaryota; Metazoa; Arthropoda; Insecta; Diptera; Tephritidae
Exons: 1
Coding region: 1-2967 (988 amino acids)
Source: RefSeq, a predicted model, not a curated record
AUGGACAAAGAAACAACGGGGCAAAGUUGUCGAAAAUGUGACGCAGCGGACAACGAGAGUAUGGUCCAGUGUGACACCUGCGACGCCUGGUACCACUUCAACUGCGUUGGAGUACAUAGCAAUGUGGCUGACGAAAGCUGGAGCUGUGAAAGCUUCCAGAAUCAUGCAUCAACCACGAACGCGCAUCCAACCGCAUCGUCAUCGCCAACUACCAAGCAAGGUAACCGGCACGUGAAUUUUCUCCCAACGUUUCCAACAAUUGCGAAGAUAUCUAACUCAACAGUCAAUCCGCUUCUAAAACCUGCGACUCAUAUAGCAAAUUCUACAGUUACUACCGCUACUCCAGUAUCCACGAACCUUUCGACCUGGGCUUCUUCGAACUGGAAUUUCGAACCCAGUACAUCAGUUCAGGGAUCGCAACUGCCAAAUAAAUCAAGUGAGUAUAACCCAGGGCUACAACAAUUCACAACGGGCAGCAUCGCCACCUCUGCAAAUGAGAUUUCGUACAGUCAACCAAAAGUAUUCUCGUCGGUGCAGCAAGUAGGUAUACGAAAUGGCCAAGGUAUGCAGAUGCCAUUCAACUCCGAAAUAUAUCGAAACCUUCAGCUUGAAAAGUUGGAAGAGCAGAUGAAAUUGCAACAACAAUAUUUGGACAACAAAUAUAAGAUUCUUUCGCAGUAUAACGACCUGCCCUCAUCCAGCACUUCGAUGGCCUCUUUUAGCAAUGGGCCUACACCUGGGCAAUUAGCAGCAAGGCAGGCCAUACCUAAGCAGCUCCCAACCUUUAAUGGCGACCCUGAAGAAUGGCCGCUGUUUAUUAGCAGUUUCGAUAACAGCACUACGGUCGCGGGGUACACCGAUGCGGAGAAUUUAAUUAGAUUACAAGCGAGGCUUAAAGGCAAAGCACGGGAGAUGGUAAAAUGUAAAUUGUUUUUGCCGUCCAUGGUCCCUGAGAUCAUAAAAACUCUUAGAAUGUGCUUUGGCAGACCUGAACACAUCCUUGAGCGCGCAAUGAAUAAAGCUCGAGCUAUGCCUGCACUGAAGGAUAAAUUGGAGGGCCUUAUUGAAUUUGCACUCUGCGUCAGGAAUAUUUGUGCCACGAUGGAAGGAUGCCAAAUGUACAUGCACCUGCAUAACCCACUGCUCGUCAAGGAGUUGGUUGACAAGCUCCCCAACAACCAAAAGCUGAACUGGGCGGUUCACCCGAAAGAUGAAAAGACUCCGGUGGUGAAACAAUUCAGCGACUGGUUGUACAAUCUAGCCGAAGCAGCCAGUACUGUCGUCUCUUUAGCACCUGCUGAAAGUAGUGCUACGGUUAACACGCAUACUAUCGACGUGAACACUCAGCAUCCAUCACCAGCUCGCAACAUACCAAGGAGCAAGCAGUGUAUAAUUUGCAAGAGCAACGAUCAUAAGGUAAUGCAAUGCGACACUUUUAAAAAAUUUACACUUCAGCGAAAAUGGGAGGAAGUUAAGGCGAACAACCUCUGUCGCCAAUGUUUGAAUCCGCAUAGACGGAAAUGUUUUAUGAAUAAAGUAUGUGGUGUAGAUGGUUGCACUAUAAAUCAUAAUCCGUUACUACAUAAAACAAUCACGGUAAUGAGCCAACAAAAACCCAUCGCCGCAAGUACAAAUACAAACGAAUUUUUAGAUGCGCAGAUAAAUACGCACAGUAGCAGCCACGAAGAAAUGCAGCCACUCUUCAGAAUCGUUCCGAUUCGCAUUUAUUCUAAAAAUAAAGUACUGAAUAUAUUUGCAUUUUUAGAUGAAGGCUCUUCUGUGACGCUAAUGGAAAAAAGAAUAUUUGAUGAAUUAGGCUUGAAAGGUGAACAAGACCCUCUGUGUUUGCGGUGGACAGGUAACACGACGCGUGUUGAAGAAAAUUCUGUGCGGGCGGCCAUCGAAAUUUCGAGUGUGACAAAUUGGCAGAAAUAUACUCUCAAGAAUAUUCAUACUGUUGACGAUCUCAAUCUUCCGGCACAGUCAAUCAAUGCAUCUGCGAUGGAGCGGCUAUAUCCAUAUCUAGCGGGACUGCCAAUUGCAUCAUAUAACAACGUAAAACCAUCAUUGCUUAUCGGUGCGGACAACUGGAGGUUGGCAAUUCCACUCAAAAUUAGAGAGGGAACCUGGUUCCAGCCCAUAGCGUCAAAAACCCGUUUAGGAUGGGCGUUGCAGGGAUGCAAUUCAAGACAGACUGCCGAAUAUCGACUAAAUAUACAUACAUGCGAUUGUCAAAAAAGAUACGAUGAGCUGCACGAGACUGUAAAAGAAUUCUUCACGUUAGAGUCAUCCAAACCUACUCAGCUACUGUCGGAAGAAGAUGCCAAAGCUGUGAGUAUUGCGAAUAACACUUGUAAAAAGGGCGAUAACUUUUACGAAAUUGGGCUACCGUGGCGUACCUCAAGUGUAUUGCUACCCAAUAACUAUGUAUAUGCUUUACAACGGCUGAUAUGUUUGCAGAGGAAGUUUGUUAAGGAUCCUAUGCUAAAAUCUAAUAUUCAAAUUCAAAUCAAUAAUCUACUUUCCAAGGGGUACGCGAAAAAACUCUCCCCGAUUGAGGCUGCUAUUUCUAAUGGUAAAACAUGGUAUUUGCCUAUUUUCAUUGUAAGCAAUCCAAAUAAGCCUGGAAAGCUUCGGAUGGUGUGGGAUGCUGCUGCAAAGGUGAACGGGGUGUCACUCAACGACUUCCUACUGAGUGGCCCAGACUUGCUUAACCCACUCGUUAGUAUUUUAUUAGCUUUUAGAGUAGGCAGAGUGGCUAUAUGCGGUGAUAUAGCGGAGAUGUUUCACCGUAUCAAUAUACGGGACAGCGACAUGCAUGCUCAGCGAUUUUUGUGGUGCGAUGACGGUGAUGAUCCUCAGCAACCAAAUAUUUAUGUCAUGCGAGCGUUGACCUUCGGAUUGAAUUGCGCUCCGUUUAUUGCCCACUACAUACGUGACAAAAACGCUGACCAUUUUGAAAAUUAA